AAUCACACACCUGUUCUACUGAAAUUGAAUCGAAAAUGAAACUACAUGUAUACCCGUCCCAAAAUUGAAUAUGAAGCCUUCAGAAAUCUUCUACAGUCAAGACUCCAUCAAAGAAAAGUUUGAUAAUGGUCAUACAAUAUAUUCUACUGUGAGCGUGUGCAAAAAGCACCCUUAUGUCAUCAACAAAAUUCCCAGGAUGAGAGUUUGUAAGAAAGACGGAAAAUGGUACACCCUGGAUAAUCGUCGUCUCUGGGUCUUUAGGAAACUAGAAGCAGACGGUCAUAUCAAGGAUGUUAAAGUCAACCAGGUUAGCAAGGAUCGUCUGCCAGCGGAGAAGUUCACCACUGAAAAUGGAGGUGAAAGCGUGGAGAUCAGACGUGCUUUUGUUGAUAUCUUUGAUUUGGAUUCAGAUGAGGACGAAUCUGAUGAAGAUUAUUUCUUUUGAGAGGUUAUCAACAGUGGUUUGGAUGGCCUAAUCUUUCCGUGUUAUUAUUUUUUAAAACUUUCAUUAUGAUUUUAUUGCUGUAAUUCUGUAUAUUUUAGUGUCAUGUGAUUGAUCGACUUUGCCGACUUAUUCCCUUGUCUUUGACUAUUUGGAACAUGGAUCUUUACAAUGUGUUUAAUUGUCGAAGAUAAAUGAACCAAAUAAAGAAUUAUCUGUUAUGCUUUGGAUUUUGCAAUGCAUAUCAUUAACUGGCUGAUGAUACCUGCACUCAUUAGAAUCGAUAUAGGACCCAUUAGAUUCGAUAUUUAUAUAAAUGGGAUAUCUAUAGUUAAUAUUUCUUAUAAAAAAUAUAUAUUAAAGAUUUGGGGAACAAAUUGCAAAUGUGAAACAGAAUAUACCAUGAACUUUUGUCUAUUACAAACAGUUAGAUCUAUAUACUUUCGUUUUAUAUGUUUAAACAAAACUUUCUGUGAUAUUUAACGCUGUUUUCUAAAAUAAAUUUUAAACUUAA
Molecule: messenger RNA, 956 nt
Organism: Saccostrea cuccullata (small rock oyster)
Lineage: Eukaryota; Metazoa; Mollusca; Bivalvia; Ostreida; Ostreidae
Exons: 1
Coding region: 71-445 (124 amino acids)
Source: RefSeq, a predicted model, not a curated record